Molecule: messenger RNA, 2268 nt
Organism: Micropterus dolomieu (smallmouth bass)
Lineage: Eukaryota; Metazoa; Chordata; Actinopteri; Centrarchiformes; Centrarchidae
Gene: ugdh
Product: UDP-glucose 6-dehydrogenase
Exons: 12
Coding region: 243-1733 (496 amino acids)
Biological process (GO): glycosaminoglycan biosynthetic process
Cellular component (GO): nucleus; cytosol
Molecular function (GO): NAD binding; UDP-glucose 6-dehydrogenase activity
Source: RefSeq, a predicted model, not a curated record
UGAGGAAGGUCGGCAGAAGUGCUGCAGUUUAGGUAACGGUAUCGCAGGAAAAGUUUGUGAGAGAACCCUUGAAUGUGUGAGAGUGUAUAGCGAGUACAGAUUUAACCCGAGGUAUUGUCAUUUAUCGCGGGCAACAGAACAGUGGCUCCGGAAACGACGGCUGUUUGGACAAGACACAUUUUAAAGAGGAGCUAACAUAAUCUGAGCUUUCCUGAAGUUCACUGACUGUCGAGUUGGCAGAGAUGUUUCAGAUUAAGAAGAUCUGUUGCAUAGGUGCUGGUUAUGUCGGAGGCCCAACAUGUAGUGUCAUUGCCCACAUGUGUCCAGAGAUCACAGUGACUGUCGUGGACGUCAACGAGUCCCGCAUCAAAGCCUGGAACUCGGCCACUCUGCCCAUAUAUGAGCCGGGCCUGAAAGAGGUGGUUGAAUCAUGCAGAGGGACAAAUUUGUUUUUCUCUACAGACAUAGACUCAGCUAUCAGGGACGCAGACCUCGUCUUUAUCUCUGUGAACACCCCAACCAAGACGUAUGGGAUGGGUAAGGGUCGUGCGGCUGACCUCAAGUUCAUUGAGGCGUGUGCUCGGCGGAUCGUGGAGGUGUCUGACGGCUACAAGAUUGUUACAGAGAAGAGCACAGUCCCAGUUCGAGCUGCUGAGAGCAUUAGACGGAUAUUUGAUGCCAACACCAAGCCUAGCCUCAACCUGCAAGUGCUGUCCAACCCAGAGUUCCUUGCGGAAGGAACAGCAGUGCGGGACCUGAAGGAGCCAGACCGCGUCCUGAUUGGUGGGGACGAAACAGCAGAAGGCCAAAGGGCAAUCAGAGCGCUGUGUGCCGUGUAUGAACACUGGGUCCCCAAAGCACGUAUCAUCACCACCAACACGUGGUCGUCCGAGCUGUCCAAACUGGCAGCCAAUGCAUUCCUGGCACAGCGAAUCAGCAGCAUCAACAGUAUCAGCGCUCUGUGCGAGGCCACUGGCGCCGACGUGGAAGAGGUUGCCAAGGCAAUCGGUAUGGACCAAAGAAUAGGCAGCAAGUUUCUCAAAGCCAGCGUAGGUUUUGGUGGAAGCUGUUUCCAGAAGGACGUGCUGAAUUUGGUGUACCUGUGCGAGGCCCUCAACCUGCCUGAGGUAGCCUCCUACUGGCAGCAGGUGAUAGACAUGAAUGAGUACCAAAGGCGGCGGUUUGCCUGCAGGAUUAUUGACUGCCUCUUUAACACGGUCACUGGUAAAAAGAUCGCUCUGCUGGGCUUCUCCUUCAAAAAAGACACAGGUGACACAAGGGAGUCGUCCAGUAUCUACAUCUCUAAAUAUCUGAUGGAUGAGGGAGCCAAGCUGUUCAUCUACGACCCCAAAGUUCUUAAAGAACAAAUCAUUCAUGACCUCUCCCAGCCCAGCAUUUCAGAGGACAACCCAGAAAGAGUGUCGGAGCUGGUGACUGUGACCUCAGACCCUUAUGAGGCCUGCCAGAGUGCACAUGCGUUGGUCAUCUGCACUGAGUGGGACAUGUUUAAGGAACUGGACUAUGAGAAGAUUUACAAGAAGAUGCUGAAGCCGGCCUUUAUAUUCGAUGGUCGCAGAGUGCUGGACCACCUCCACCCACACCUCCAGAACAUCGGCUUCCAGAUCGAGACCAUCGGUAAGAAAGUGGCAGCAACACGAAUCCCCUACACACCGGCGGCUGCUUGUCCUCGCAUCACUGCCAGUGAACCUCCACCCAAGAAAGCCAAAGUCUAAAAAUCUCUCACUUCCACACACGCACGACACGCAACACAUUCCUUUUUAAUGGCUGGUGAAAUGUUUAAUUCAGGUCCAACGGGCUCUGCUCUCGGUACACACCUAAUGAUCACAAAGGCUGAACAGUGUGACUAAUUUCUCCCCUGCUGGAGCCGGAUAAGGGGAAGAAAUUGAGCCUUUAGUCCAAAUCUGUUUGAAUGUGAUCCACGAAUGUACUCAAGUAUUUGUAAGAAGUUUAGAGUUGAACCAUUUCCAAACACAGAAAUGGUUAAUUUUAUACAUUUUGUGGGAAGUAGCAUUUAUCAACCAGACACUUCAUAUACAUUAGUACAUGCUCAUGUCUGUUGAUUUCAAAUGAACACUUAGUGUGAGUCUUACAGUGUUUACUGUAUAAUCAAGUGUUGUUGCUAAAUUUUAUACUAUUUUUUGAAUCUUUUUAUAAAAUCCUCUUACUGUAUGUUAAUCAGUAUUUGUCCUCUGUAUCAGUGACUGUUUACUAAACAGCAAUGCAAUAAAAUGUCAUGUGUGUCCUUAA